AUCAGUUUUAAUACCUAAUUUGUGUUGGAGCCAAUAUACUAUGACGUCAAUGGCCAAAAGAUUGGGUGAGGCUGGUCUUAACGUGGCAAGAUCGCUGCAGAAAAAUAGAACCGAGUUUUAUUUGCAACAUGCACUUGUAAUGUACGAUUUGGACUGCCCAGGGUCAGCUGGAUUCUUGAAGAAGGCAAGCGAUGAAGGCUAUUUCAAGUCCCCCUACCGCUGGCUGCUUUUGGACUUGGGGAAUAGUCACAGCAUGAACGAAUUCGAGGAGUUGGAGAUGGUGGUGGACAGUGACGUGGUGGUCCUCCGGAAGAUUGGAGACGAAUAUCAGUUUAUUGAGACCUACAAAGUAUCCACAAACUCUGAAGUCAUCCAGACCCAUCGGGCUACAUGGCGCCCACUAAAAUACGAUUCCAGAAACUCAACCUCAAAGCAAAAUACUUCCAACUCCAUAGAAGAAGAUAAAGUAACCAACGUAGACACUUCUAGCUCAAUACAAGAAGUAAAAAUCAACACAAAUACUCCCUCAACAAUCACUGUUGAUAAAUACGGAGUUAUAGAAGAUUACAGAAGAACCAAAGUGCUGUCUACUAGAAGACGGGAUCUAAGGAGGCAUACGCUGACGAUGGUUAAUGUUAUCACUGAUAGCAAUGACACCAGAAAGCAUUUGGAUGACAGACUCCAGCUCCACCAAGACUCCAUCACAAAGAUGUCGUACAGCGUUGUCAGGAUUUGUUUCGAGAUGCUGAACGCUUCUGAGGAGCUGACCUUCACCCACACCUGGGGGUAUAGAGACAAGAACGGCAACUGGCAGGGCAUCGUCGACGACCUCAUCAAGAAGAAAGCUGAUCUUGGUACCCUCACAAUCUUCACCCAAGAGCGCAUGGAAGUUGUGGACUACAUCGCUAUGGUAGGCUCCACGGCGGUGCGCUUCGUGUUCCGAGAGCCUCCUCUCUCUUACAUAUCUAAUAUCUUCACUCUACCCUUCACGGCUGCGGUCUGGUGGGCCAUUGUGGUGUGUGUACUGGGAUGUUCCGUGUUUCUCUACAUCACAUCUAAAUGGGAAGCUUCCAUGAGUAUGCAUCAAUUCCAACUGGAUGGCUCGUGGGCUGACGUGAUCAUCUUGAUCAUCGGAGCCGUCUUGCAACAAGGAUGUACUCUCGAACCAAGAUAUGCCGCAGGUAGAGGAGUAACCCUGCUGCUAUUCUUGGCUCUGACUAUUCUGUACGCGGCGUAUUCGGCCAACAUUGUCGUGCUCCUCAGAGCUCCUAGCUCCUCAGUGAGAUCGUUGCCGGACCUUCUGAACUCCCCUCUUAAGCUGGGAGCCAGCGACUUUGAGUAUAACAGGUAUUUCUUCAAGAAACUGAAAGAUCCUAUCCGUAAAGCGAUUUACGAUAAGAAAAUAGCUCCAAAAGGGAAGAAACCUAACUACUACUCAAUGGAAGAAGGAGUAGAGAAGAUCAGGCGGGGCUUGUUCGCCUUCCACAUGGAGCUGAACCCUGGGUACCGGCUGAUCCAGGAGACGUACCGCGAGGACGAGAAGUGCGACCUGGUGGAGAUCGACUACAUCAACGAGAUCGACCCCUGGGUGCCGGGGCAGAAGCGCUCACCUUUCAAAGACCUCUUCAAGAUUAACUUCAUCAAAAUCCGUGAGUCUGGCAUCCAGUCGUGCAUCCACCACCGUCUACACGUACCACGGCCGCGGUGCUCGGGCACCGUGGCAACUUUCAGCAGCGUCGGCGUUGCUGAUAUGUACCCGGCACUGCUGGCUACGCUUUAUGGAAUGCUGUUAGCGCCAGCUGUGCUGAUGCUGGAGAUAGUCUACCACCGCCUAACGGAGCUGAGGGCCAAGUCGAAGAAAAGAAGGUGUAUAUCUAAGUUACAGCGGCGAAAUUAA
Messenger RNA from Ostrinia furnacalis (Asian corn borer), 1897 nucleotides. Its product is annotated as ionotropic receptor 75a. Gene Ontology annotation, cellular component: membrane. The transcript has 12 exons. Gene Ontology annotation, molecular function: ligand-gated monoatomic ion channel activity. NCBI's taxonomy places the organism in Eukaryota, Metazoa, Arthropoda, Insecta, Lepidoptera, Crambidae. The record is from RefSeq and is a predicted model, not a curated record. The coding region runs from base 41 to 1897 and encodes 618 amino acids.